Molecule: messenger RNA, 1332 nt
Organism: Closterium sp. Naga37s-1
Lineage: Eukaryota; Viridiplantae; Streptophyta; Zygnematophyceae; Desmidiales; Closteriaceae
Source: the annotation of a GenBank genome assembly
AUGGCUGGACCUGAGGAAAGGGGUGGCAGAGGUGCUGGUGGCAGUGGAGAAGCCCAAGGUCAAGGCCAACCCCGUGAUUCAUCCAUGGCGCCCGUGCAACCAAGUCUUGGACCACCUAGGGAUGAGCCUAUGGUGUUUGGGCUUGACAAGUUCAAUGGUGACAACUUCGCUGAAUGGUCCUUCAGAAUGGAGAAUGUAUUUGACCACUAUGACCUGCUAGAGGUGAUGGAAGGAACGGAGAAGCGCCCCGAGAACGAUCCGGAGAAGAGCCCGUGGGUGCGGAAGAGCGCACACGGAUAUCUCCUACUUGGGCAAGCGUUGGGGAGCAGCCAGAUCCGUAGCAUCGAGCCAUUCCAGCGUGAACCAGAGAAGGGACCAAAGGCAUGGGCUGCUCUCAAGGGUGUACACGCUCCUACAACAGCGGCGGUAGUGGUGGUGUUGGAACGGCAAAUGGCGGCACUAGGAAUUGAAGAAGACGAAGCGGUUGAAGAAGGGGUGCAGAAAUUCUUCGACUUGUUGACGCGGCUUGAGGGAGCUGAUUUGAACUACAGUGAGCUCCAAAAGAAGACCAAGUUUCUGGCCUUACUCCCAGAGUCAUGGUCCUCGCUCAUCAUCAACCUCAAUCGUGACUUGCCCCGCCUCUCGCUUGAAGACGUGAAGCGAGCGAUCCUUCAAGAGGACUUCCGCCGCCGUGAGUUGGCGAGUGCGGAUGGUGCCGGGGCAGCAAGCAUCGGCCGAGGGUAUGGCCGUGGAAGGGGCAGAGGACGAGGGGGAGGCAGAUUUGGCAGCAACAACUUCAAUGGAGGCCGCGGGAGCCAAGAGGGUAGAGGAGUAGGAGGAGGGAGAGGAAGAGGCCGUGGCGGUCGCGGAGGUGGUGCUGCAAGUAUGAAGAGUGCCGGCAACGAGAGCGAGUCGAGGGACGAUCGCUUUCCGGGUCAAUUCUUCUUCGUGUCCACGCAAGCACCGGCUGGUCCAGAGAAGGAUGAGGGCUUUGAGGAGCCAGAAGCUGUGUGGAAGGUCACCCUACACUCCCUGGACUAUUGGAUGAUCGAUAGCGGCGCUACCUAUAGCAUGACACCUCGUGCGGACUUGCUCACCGAACUUGAGCCGUCACCGGUGAAGCAUGUGACAUCAGCUUUGGGGCAGCGAGCAGAGGUGAAAGGCAUGGGCAAGGCCAUGUUCAAGGGUGCUGAUGGGAAGAUGGUGGGCCUCAAGAACGUGCUUUGGGUGCCCAACCUUGCUGCCAACCUGAUUUCCGUGCGGCGGUUGCAAAAGGCCGGCAUGGACACGAGCUCGAAGGGAGCGGAUUCUUUGGGACCUUCACGAGGAUAG